AUGAAUGAUACGAGGGAAAAUGGAACUUACGAAUAGGCUAUUAAUUAAGUUGAGUCAGGCAUUCUCAAAUAUCUCUGUGAUGAAUUGAAGUUGGAAUAAUUAACUGAUCCACAGUUGAAAUAAUUUAUAUACGAAAACUUGAAGAAAAAACAGAUUUUUUCUUUACGCUCAUUAGACUCUGAUAAUGAGGCAUAAGACAAUCUUUCUUGCUCCACGAGCAAUAGAUGUUCCUUCUCAUUCAUUAGAUCUCCACUCAUUCUCAAAAGAUUAAGUGUUUCCAUAACUGAAUAAAUUUGA
This is a messenger RNA of Paramecium octaurelia, 297 nucleotides long. The record is from the annotation of a GenBank genome assembly. Lineage: Eukaryota; Ciliophora; Oligohymenophorea; Peniculida; Parameciidae.